GUCCGGACGUCGGGCCGGGGCAGUGUCGCACGAUGAUGCGGGUGCUACUGACGUUGUGCGUGCUGGCUGUGGCCGCUCGGGCCGUCCCAGUGGAGAGCGACACCGAGUUCUGCGCCGGCCAGACGGAGUGUCCGCCCGACUGCGGGUUCGUGUCGCGCAAUGAGAAGUGCGUGUUCUGCAAGUGCGGGCCUGGCCAGCUGAAGCCCGGCGAGGUGGUGGUGGCGUCGAACGAGCCCUGCCCGCCCGGCACCGCGCUCGGCCAGCAGCUAGGCCUCACCAAGACAUGCGUGCCGGCGCCGUCAGGCUGUCCUCACGGUGAAGAAUUCAUCGACGAGUGUGGCAACGACUGCCGCUGCAUAGACGACAAGUUCUACGGCUGCACUUUCAAGGGCUGCAUGGAGGGACAAAGGAGUGAGAAGCCAAUGCCCUGCAACGGAACGGAGAAUCUUCCCGAAAGAAACCGGCGACGUGUUUUCUGUCACGAGAACAUUGUCAAAGUGCAGGACACAGACUGACGACUGUCUUCCUGGUGCUGCAUUCAAGAACGAAUGCAACGUCUGUACGUGCGGCGAUAACGGACAAGCCGGCUGCACUCUGAAGUUUUGCCUGCCGGAUCAGAAACAGUCAGCCUGUCAGUAUGGCCCUGGUUUCAUCGACGAGUGCGGGAACGACUGCAACUGCGUGGACGACAAGUUCUACGGCUGCACAAGGAAAGUAUGCAUGCCUGGACAGAGGCCCGAGGCGCCUGUGGAAUGCAAGUCCGGGGAGGAUCUGCCUAAAAGAAGCGGUUCACGGGUCUCUUGUCACGAGGGCAUCAUCAAACUGCAAAGCGCAGAUAUGCCGUGUCUCCCGGGCGCCGAGUUUAACAACGACUGCAAUCGUUGCGUUUGCGGAAAUGCCGGCGAAGAGUUUUGUACUCUGAAAGGGUGUUCGGCGGAACAGCCAGGCGCCGUGGACAAGGGCGACACGGCGCUGUGUGAGGGCCAGACGGAGUGUCCUGCCGACUGCGGCGAGGCCGGCAGGGACGCGCGCUGCCUCUACUGCCAGUGCGGCUCCGGCCCGCUGGCGCCCGGCGAGCAGGUGGUCGGCAUUGACGAGCAGUGCCCCGCCGGCCUCACGGCGAUCCGCUUCCAGGCUUUCACGAAGGUGUGCGGACCCUCGCCGACAGCCGUCAGCUUUGCGCUGAAUUCUGGACCAGUCGCUGGCUGUCCACAUGGCCCCGCUUUCAUUGAUGAGUGCAACAACGACUGCAACUGCGUAAAUGGCAAGGUCUACAGCUGCACCAAGAAGGCGUGCAAGCCUGGCGAGCAGCCUGAGAAGCCUAGGUCCUGUGGUGUUGAUGACAAUCUGCCCAAAAGAACCGGCAGACGUGUCUUCUGUCACAAGGGCAUCAUCAAAACGCAGAGCCUAGAUGCACCUUGCCUUCCCGGUUCUGUGUACAAGGCCGACUGCAACACCUGCGUCUGUGGAGACAACGGCGUGGCCGGAUGCACCCUUAAGCUUUGUUCAAAGGACGAGUCAGGCUGUCCUCACGGGAAAGAAUUCAUCGACGAGUGUGGCAACGACUGCAACUGCGUGGACAACAAGUUCUACGGCUGUACAAGGAAGGCCUGCAAGGCGGGGCAGACGAGCCAGAAGCCAAUGUCCUGCAACGGAACGGACAAUCUUCCCGAAAGAAGCAAGCGACGCGUCUUCUGUCACGACAAGAUCGUAAAAGUGCAAAACGAAGACGCAAAAUGUCUUCCCGGUGCUCUGUUCAAGAUGGAGUGCAACAACUGUGUCUGCAGCGAUAACGGAGUCGCAGGCUGCACUCUGAAGCUUUGCCUUCCGGAACAAAAGGCCGACUGUACUCUGAAGAGGCUCAAGAGAAGCACGGAACCUUGCCCGCCAGGCUGCGCGCACGGCCCAGAGUUCAUCGACGAGUGUGGCAACGACUGCCGCUGCGUGGACAACAAGUUCUACGGCUGCACUUUCAAGGCCUGCAGGGAGGGACAGAUGAGCCAGAAGCCAAUGUCCUGCAAGGGGUCGGACGGUCUUCCCAAUAGAAGCCGGCGGCGUGUCUUCUGUCACGAGAACAUUGUCAAAGUGCAGGACACAGAUGCAAAAUGUCUUCCCGGCGCUGCAUUUAAGAAUGAAUGCAACAGCUGUGUUUGCAGCGACACGGGAGUAGCUGGCUGUACUUUGAAACUCUGCAUUUAAUAAGGAAAAGCAUUCAGACUGGUCGGAGAAGGCCAGAAACGGAGCAGCAGCAAGUCUGUUGGAGGUCCAAACGACAGCCGUCAACACGCGCCCGAUAGGUGUCAUACUGUACUCUAAUUUUUACUGUAGACGUUUACAGUGUGUUAAUUGAUUUCUGGCCAUAAGUUUACUCAUGGGUGGUGUAGCAGAUGGGUUUGAAACAAGCACCUUUUCUCAUGAACCUAGUGCGGUUGCAGUACAUUGUCCAUUGCCCGUCGGUGCUAAGUAGGUAGCUUGUUUAAGGCUUUUGUAAAGUACUCAUGAUGUCCGACUCAGUUUGAGUAAGCUUUUCAUAAAUUUGCUUCUUACCGCUUUGGCUUCUCCGCUUCUGACGAGCCAUUUUCUUGUUUUGUGCAAGAUUCUGCAUAUUUAAAUUAGGCGAUGACGAUCAGCUUCGACAAUAUAUUUUCUCG
This is a messenger RNA of Pollicipes pollicipes, 2651 nucleotides long. Its product is annotated as SCO-spondin. The transcript is spliced from 15 exons. Gene Ontology annotation, molecular function: protein binding; peptidase inhibitor activity. Bases 721 to 2199 code for a protein of 492 amino acids. The record is from RefSeq and is a predicted model, not a curated record. NCBI's taxonomy places the organism in Eukaryota, Metazoa, Arthropoda, Thecostraca, Pollicipedomorpha, Pollicipedidae.